Messenger RNA from Periconia digitata, 943 nucleotides. The record is from the annotation of a GenBank genome assembly. Lineage: Eukaryota; Fungi; Ascomycota; Dothideomycetes; Pleosporales; Periconiaceae.
CUUCUUUGGCCGUUCUGGUUGCAGUUCGAAUCAAUCUUCCGGGGUCGUGCCCAUUCCAGCAGGAUCAUCACGGAUAUGUCGGCAGUCCCAGCCACUGAGCAUGGAGCGUGGCGCUUGAUGCCAAGAGCACCUCUUCUUCUCACCUGUGUGUCGUCCGUGCUAUGCUGCCUCCACCCAACGACCGGCUCAAGCGACCGGCCGGCCAGCAGUCCGCUCGGCGAAUCAUGCCCCCAGUGGCGUAUCGUCACUGCCACUUAUUAUCCACACACGAAACCCACUCCGCUAGAGAGGCGCGCCGAGAGAACCAGGUCGGACAGCGAGCAGAGGCUGAAGGUUGGGGGAGGGGGAAGGUUGGGUGUGCCAUGGACAGAGGUUGGAGGAAGGGAGGAGGUGGAAGCCAUGGCACGGCACGGCAAGCCAUGGCACCGAAGGAGCCAUUUUGCCCCGCCUACUUGGUACAUACUACUUACUGCCUUCUCAUCCACUUGCACACACUGCGAGCUGCCUGCAAAUUGUGUGCGUGUGUUACUGCGAAUUGCAAUUGCACUGACCGCUGGAUACCCCCACUCAAAGAAGGCAUUUUUCCGUAUUAUCUACCUACUAUGCCGCCUGCCUACAUGUACCGUAUCAGUGUGUAGUAUACAUAUAUCGUCAUCGCACAAUCGCCCGUCUAAUUAUCAUGUACGGGAGCCCGACAAUCCAACCUCGCAGCACAUCUUUGCCUAUUCUCGCAAACAUCCCGUCCAUUCCAUCCGAGCUUGGAUUGCUCAUUCUCAGCCCCCUCCGACAAUGCCAUCAGGAGACGGGUGUAUGUGUAUCCACUCCCUUGGCAUCUGAUUAUCUACAUACCGACCAUGUACGGUCUCUGAUGUGUGGCGACAUGUUUGCUAUGUGCGACAUGGAGAGCCACAGCGCGCCCUCUUCUGUUGCGCUAGGUAAAAGC